CCUUUCGGCUCCCGCCCCGCUCCGCCAUCAUGAAGUCCUGAACAAAAACGGAUGAGAGCAAAAUGGGGAUAACACGAACUGGAGAUGAAAUCCGCCGACAACACUAAUGUAAUGACAGUACAAAGUGGAGCUCGGAGCGGACCCGUGGGAAUUAAAGAAUCAGUUUCCCAUUGAAAACGUCCCAGGCAGCUCUUGGCGUUACGUUAUUUAGUUAGCGGUGCUGCUAGCAGCAGCUAGAGCUAGCCUCUGAUUUUCUUAGCUGGCUGGCCAGUUCAUCUGGCAGCCGUCAGUCAGCUUGCUGUCACUUUAAUUAACUGGCACUUUACUCAUGUCAAGCCGUGCAGACGUGCUAGCUGUACAAUUGACUGGGAGCAUCAAGAUGGAGAGGGGUUUGAGUAAAAACAUCGACAGACCGAAUGUGGUUUGUUCGUGUUGAAUAGACACCAGUGCCGAGGAAAGGGGAGUGAGAACAAUAUUUUCUACCCAGGCCGGUUAGCUAGCUCUUGAGCUAGCUACAGUGGAUCCCAAAAGCCACGAAGCCGAAAACAGCACAUACUGUAUCCGGUGAAGAAAUGGCGCUGGCCAUGCCGGCGAGUGUCCGGGCCGGGAGCCUGAAGGACCCGGAGGUGGCUGAGCUGUUCUUCAGGGACGACCCUGAGAAGCUCUUCACGGACCUGAGGGAGAUCGGCCACGGGAGCUUCGGAGCAGUCUACUUCGCCCAUGACAUCCGCACAAAUGAGGUGGUGGCCAUCAAGAAGAUGUCCUAUGGUGGCAAACAGUCCAAUGAGAAAUGGCAGGACAUCAUCAAGGAAGUGAAGUUCCUCCAGAAACUGCGCCACCCCAACACUGUUGAGUACCAUGGCUGCUACCUGAGAGAGCACACAGCAUGGCUGGUGAUGGAGUACUGCCUGGGCUCAGCUUCUGACCUCUUGGAAGUCCACAAGAAACCCCUCCAGGAAGUGGAAAUAGCUGCCAUAACCCAUGGUGCACUGCAGGGAUUGGUGUAUCUUCACUCUCACAACAUGAUUCACAGGGAUGUGAAGGCCGGGAACAUCUUGCUAACGGAGCCGGGCCAGGUCAAACUGGGAGACUUUGGCUCCGCCUCCAUCGUUGCCCCGGCCAACUCCUUCGUGGGAACACCUUACUGGAUGGCCCCUGAGGUGAUCCUGGCCAUGGACGAGGGUCAGUACGACGGGAAGGUGGAUGUGUGGUCACUUGGCAUUACCUGCAUAGAGCUGGCGGAAAGGAAGCCUCCUCUGUUCAACAUGAAUGCGAUGAGUGCCUUAUACCACAUCGCCCAGAAUGAGAGCCCCGUGUUGCAGUCUAAUCACUGGUCGGAUUAUUUCCGCAAUUUUGUGGACUCCUGUUUGCAGAAGAUCGCCCAGGACAGACCUACCUCUGAUGUGCUGCUCAAGCACCAUUUCCUCUGCAGAGAGCGUCCCGUGACGGCUGUGAUGGACCUGAUCGCCCGCACCAAGGAUGCUGUCCGCGAGCUGGACAACCUGCAGUACCGGAAGAUGAAGAAAAUCCUCUUCCAUGAGGCACUCAACGGACCCCAACCAGAAGGAGGAGAUGAGGAAGAGGAUGUGGAGCAGUAUAUGCUGCGCACCGGCACAGUCAACAGCAUGGAGAGCUCCCACUCUCUGCCGUCCAUGUCCAUCAGCGCCAGCUCCCAGAGCAGCUCGGUCAACAGCCUGGCAGACGGCUCCGACGACAGCGGGGAGAUGGCCAUGAUGCAGGAGGGAGAGCACACCGUCACCUCCAACAGCUCCGUCCUGCACAAGCCCCUGAGCCACGACAACAUCUACGAUGAUCCCUAUCAGCCAGAGAUUGACCCACUUCGAGAAGCUCCGUCUGCUGGUGGCGGCGCCGGAGAAAGAGAAAGAGGAGGCGGCGGCGGAGGGAGGCGUCGUCGCAACAGAGACCAUUUUGCCACCAUCAGGACGGCGUCGCUCGUCACGCGUCAGAUCCAGGAACAUGAGCAGGGCUCGGCCCUGAGAGAGCAGAUGUCUGGGUACAAGCGGAUGCGGCGGCAGCACCAGAAGCAGCUGAUGGGCCUGGAGAACAAGCUGAAGGCAGAGAUGGACGAGCACCAGCUGAGACUGGACAAAGAGCUGGAGAAUCAGAGGAACAGCUUCUCAAUGGAGGGAGAAAAGCUGUCCAAGAAGCACAUGGCUAUCCUGGAGAAGGAGACAAAGGCCGUCCUCACUGAAGAGAAGAAGUUCCAGCAGCACAUACUGGGCCAGCAAAAGAAGGAGUUGACUGGUCUGUUGGAGUCCCAGAAGCGGCAGUAUCGACAACGCAAGGAGCAGCUCAAAGAGGAACUGAACGAGAACCAGUCGACACCAAAGCGAGAGAAGCAAGAGUGGUUGGUGCAUCAGAAGGAGUGUCUGCAGCAGCUGCAGGCGGAGGAAGAGGCAGGCCUGCUGCGUCGGCAGAGGCAGUACUAUGAGCUCCAGUGUCGUCAGUACAAGAGGAAGAUGCUGCUGGCACGCCACAACCUGGAGCAGGACCUGCUCCGAGAGGAGCUGAACAAGAAGCAGACUCUGAAGGACUUGGAUUGUGCGAUGCUCCUCCGUCACCACGAGUCCACCCAGGAGCUGGAGUUCCGUCAGCUGGGUUUGGUGCAGCGUACGAGGGCCGACCUGAUCCGCACGCAGCACCAGACGGAGCUCACCAACCAGAUGGAGUAUAACAAGAGGCGUGAGCAGGAGCUGCGUCAGAAACACGCCGUGGAGGUCCGCCAGCAGCCCAAGAGCCUCAAAUCCAAAGAGCUACAGAUUAAGCGUCAGUUCCAGGACACCUGUAAGAUCCAGACCCGUCAGUACAAGGCCCUGCGCAACCACCUGCUGGAGAACACGCCCAAGUCGGACCACAAGGCCGUGCUGAAGCGGCUGAAGGACGAGCAGACGCGUAAGCUGGCCAUCCUGGCCGAGCAGUAUGACCACUCCAUCAAUGAUAUGCUGUCCACACAGGCUCUGCGAUUGGAUGAGACCCAGGAAGCGGAGUACAAGGUGCUGCGCAUGCAGCUGCAGCAGGAGCUGGAGCUGCUUAACGCCUACCAGAGCAAGAUCAAGAUCCACACCGACACGCAGCACGAUAGGGAGGUCAAGGACCUGGAGCAGAGGGUGUCCAUCCGUCGCGCCCUGCUGGAGCAGAGGAUCGAGGAAGAGAUGCUGUCCCUGCAGAACGAGCGCUCAGAACGCAUCCGCACCCUCCUGGAGCGUCAGGCCAGCGAGAUCGAGUCCUUCGACUCGGAGAGCUUGCGCCUGGGCUUCAGCAACAUGGCACUGACGGGCAUACCCAGUGAGGCCUACCCCAUGCAGGGUUACCCCAACGUCCCGCCCCCCAACACCCGCUCUGCCGGCCACUGGAGCCACGGCAUGCACCCGCCGAACGUGCCCCCGCAGCAGCACUCCCGCCGAAGCCACAACAGCAGCAGCAGCAGUGGCAUCGGUAGCGGCAGCGGCAGCGGCAGCGGCGCGGGGGACCGCCGGAGCGAGUCCUCCUCUUCCUCCCACGCCCUGGGAUUGGCCCUUGGGCUGGGGCGAGACGGGAGGGAGGUGCACCACUCCUCCCGCUCCUCCGCCUCCUCUUCCUCCUCCUCCUCCUCUUCUUCCUCCCAUCACCAGCGCCACCACCUGCCCCAGCACUACCACCAUCAGAGCACGCCGCAGCUUUACCGUGAGCGGGAGCGAGAUCGAGAGAGGGAGCGGGAGAAGGAGAGGGAGCGGGAGUGGGCUGGAGUGCGGGGCUCCGGCGGCGACCUGGCCCACCCACACCCCCUGCCCUUCUCCCAUCACCUGCCCUCACGCUCCUCCUCUCAGUCCCUUGCCAUGCUACCUCCCCCGCCGCCCGCCCCUCCCACCAUCUCCGGCCCUUCGUCCUCUUCCUCUUCAUCCUCCUCCUCGCAGGGAGGGAUCUACUCCGGCGGCGGGCUGGGUGUGCGCGGUGCCCCGAGCUUGAUGGCCCUGAGGAACAGCCCCCAACCUCUGAGGAGGACGGCGUCCGGCGGGGGGCCUGGAGGGGCCGGGGGCAGCGACGGCGUCCUGAGCCGAAGCACCUCGGUCACUUCUCACAUCUCUAACGGCUCCCACCUCUCCUACUCUUAGACGGCAGGGUGGGAGGGAUUUAGGAAGGUAGCUAUCACAGGCUGCAUCUCAAUACUCUCAGCUUGCCAACUUGCUUCGACUGAUCUCUCCUCAGAAUAGCUCAAAUGCAGAGGAUUUAGGGAUAUCACCCGUUCCUCUUAACGCACAGUAAGGCACAGAGAUCAGUCCGAGGCAAAGGGAGGACAAACUGACAUUAUUGAGCUGCACCCUGCUCCUUUUAGACUCAGGGUGGGUAGAGAGCUUUUCUCCCAUUCUCACAGGUAUAAAAGAGGGAGGGAGGAAUGUAACCACCUGUAAUACCACUGGAUUAAGGUGAUAUUAUAUUUAAAAAAAAAGAAGGAGGUUGGUGUUUAAUGUUUUUAUCUUGCCUGUAUAAAAGUGAGACAGGACGUGUGAAAGAAGGGACAUUUUACCCUUUUGUUUCUCCCAGAGCUGCAGAGAAAGUUGGACGGCAGCCAUGUUUUCUUCUAUGAUGUUCUAUGCUGGAAUGGAGAAAGAGAGAGGACAGGGGGGAGGAAAAGGUGUUUUUUUGCAUUGUGUAUGUACUUGUAUGUAGUCUGUAGUGUCCAGAUAUAUCUAGCAAGCACUCGUAACUGCAGCUCCAGAAAGGAAAAAGGGGGGGGGGGGGG
This is a messenger RNA of Cottoperca gobio, 4741 nucleotides long. RefSeq names its product TAO kinase 2b (gene taok2b). Gene Ontology annotation, cellular component: cytoplasm. Lineage: Eukaryota; Metazoa; Chordata; Actinopteri; Perciformes; Bovichtidae. Gene Ontology annotation, molecular function: ATP binding; protein serine/threonine kinase activity. Gene Ontology annotation, biological process: protein phosphorylation. The record is from RefSeq and is a predicted model, not a curated record.